Photinus pyralis (common eastern firefly) is the source of this 825-nucleotide messenger RNA. Its product is annotated as trihelix transcription factor GTL1-like. Bases 1 to 789 code for a protein of 262 amino acids. The record is from RefSeq and is a predicted model, not a curated record. Lineage: Eukaryota; Metazoa; Arthropoda; Insecta; Coleoptera; Lampyridae. The transcript is spliced from 2 exons.
AUGAAUAGGGUGCUCGCACGAUGUGAAAUCUGCGACUUUUUAUCAUAUGAAAAUAUUGUUAAUGAACAUAUUCGAACAACUCAUGCCCCUGAUUUGGAAUCCCGUGAAAGUACAGAGGUUGAAAAUUGGCAGCAAGAGGAUAUAACCCUCAACAAUGAAGAUUAUUAUGAGGAUCAUGAUUAUGGCGUAUCUCAGGAGCAGGAAACACCAAUAGUGACUCAACGUAGCCAAGCAAGUGCAUCCGAGCCUCAAAAUCAUCAUUGGCAAGAUAAUGAAAUAAAGCUAUUGAUAUCACUGUAUGAGGAACAUAAAACAAGAUUUGAAGACAAGUCUACAACAAACAGGAAAGUUUGGCAACAAAUUGCCGAACUGAUGAAUGCAAAUGGUUACAUGGUCACAUGGGAGCAGUGCGAAAAUAAAUUCAAAAAUUUAAAAAAACAGUACAAAAAGGUGAUUGACCACAAUGCUGCCACAGGUAGAAAUAGAUUACAAUUUAAAUAUUUUGACAUUAUGGAUAAUUUACUGCAUCAAAAUCCUGAGAUAAAUCCACCAGCAGAAUGCAGCAGCCUGAAUGUGGAACCAGAAUGUCCAAAUAGUCCCAUCAAUGAUAGUGGGAGGAGCACCCCAUCAUGCAGUACACAGCUUCGACCAAAUAAUAAACGUAAGAACAAGGAAAAUGAGCCAGUUUGGUUUAAAAAAUUUCGCGAAGAUAUGGAUAAACGCCACCAAGAGAAAAUGAAAAUGCAAGAACGCUUGAUUAAUGUAAUCGAAAAGCAUUUAAAUACAUAAUUAAAGCAACAUGUACAUUGUAAAAUAAAUACUAAU